This is a messenger RNA of Striga asiatica, 771 nucleotides long. The record is from the annotation of a GenBank genome assembly. NCBI's taxonomy places the organism in Eukaryota, Viridiplantae, Streptophyta, Magnoliopsida, Lamiales, Orobanchaceae.
AUGAAAAAUAAUCAAUCGAAUAAGGGAGAAAAUUGGGGUUCACUUUCAGAAAAUGAAUUUGAUGCUGUAGUUGAAGUUAAAGUAAUCGACAGGCAGGUGUUGGGCUUGGGUAGUAUUCUCUCUCCCGUCUCCUCUGGCCAUUCCCUUGACACGGCCAACUAUAUCGUCACCACGGGCCUUGGCACACCACAAACAAAGCUCUCCCUCAUUCUCGACACCACCAGCGACCUGACGUGGACUCAAUGCCAACCCUGCGUUGUGGGCUGCCAUAAUCAGACAGGCCCAAUAUUCGACCCGGACAAGUCCACUUCCUACUCCGCCAUCCCCUGCAAUUCCACCUACUGCUCUGCACACACUCCUACAUACCAGAAAGGUGGUUCCUCAACCAACAAAAGCUCCUAUGGCCUCAUAAACGUAUAUGGCUCCGUCACCACCGGAUUCCUCAGCAAAGACAAACUUACCAUAGCACCAAACCAUACUGGAUCAUAUUUCGGGCUUGCCCCUGGAGUUCUGGGGCUGGCAAUAUUGCUACAAACUACGGAGGAACUUUCUCCUACUGCCUCCCUUCCUCUUUCUCCUCCUCCAAAGGCUUUCUCUCCUUUGGAUGCUUUCCAAACACUUUAUCCUGUCAACUCCUCGCAAAUUUGCCUUGCUUUCAGAAGCUUUCCCAGGGAUUAUGCUAUUUUCGCCAACUAUCAGAAGGCCACAUUCGAGGUCAUGUACGACGUUGCAGACCAAAAAGUAGGGUUCCGCCCAAGCAUGUGUACUUGA